Molecule: messenger RNA, 5038 nt
Organism: Cavia porcellus (domestic guinea pig)
Lineage: Eukaryota; Metazoa; Chordata; Mammalia; Rodentia; Caviidae
Gene: Eif5a2
Product: eukaryotic translation initiation factor 5A2
Exons: 5
Coding region: 186-647 (153 amino acids)
Biological process (GO): translational elongation; positive regulation of translational elongation; positive regulation of translational termination
Molecular function (GO): ribosome binding; translation elongation factor activity; RNA binding
Source: RefSeq, a predicted model, not a curated record
GAAAGGGCGGGGAAGCCGGGGUGUGGAAAGUGUGGCGGCCCCGCCCCGUCUCUCCGAGCUGCUGCGGCCGCUACCGCUGUCGCCGCAGCAGCAGCUGCAGGAGACCGGCGCGGGUACGCAGGCACUCGAGGUGCUGUGAGCCUGCUAAAGUUCCCACGGAAAAACCACCAUCUCCUUAACCCACCAUGGCGGACGAAAUUGAUUUCACUACUGGUGAUGCUGGGGCUUCCAGCACUUACCCUAUGCAGUGCUCUGCCCUGCGCAAAAACGGCUUCGUGGUGCUCAAAGGACGACCAUGCAAAAUAGUGGAGAUGUCAACUUCCAAAACUGGGAAGCAUGGUCAUGCCAAAGUACACCUUGUUGGAAUUGACAUUUUCACAGGGAAAAAAUAUGAAGAUAUUUGCCCUUCUACUCACAACAUGGAUGUUCCAAAUAUUAAAAGAAAUGAUUAUCAACUAAUAUGCAUUCAGGAUGGUUACCUUUCCCUGCUGACAGAAACUGGUGAAGUCCGUGAGGAUCUUAAAUUGCCAGAAGGUGAACUAGGCAAAGAAAUAGAAGGAAAAUAUAAUGCAGGUGAAGAUGUACAGGUGUCUGUCAUGUGUGCAAUGAGUGAAGAGUAUGCUGUAGCCAUAAAGCCCUGCAAAUAAAUGAGAACGUAAGAUAAGAGCAAACUCAAGUUGGAUCAGCUGCAGAGAUAAAAGUUUGGUUCUAAUUGUCACCAAAGCUAUGGCCGCCAUAAGUAACCUCAUCUUAAUCUCCUUUUUUUUUCUAAAUUGUUUUGUGUUGACUUUUUCAGGCAGUUGGUAACUUUUUAAAAAAUCAAGCUGGAUAAUUAUAUUUUUUUUCAAUUUUGUAGGUGUCUUUCCUAUAACAUUCCUGUGGUUUUCAGUAUGUAAGUCUACAAAAUAGAUAAGACUGUCUCAGCUGAUAUGAUUUGUCUGAGGAAAUCAUUCCUCAAUUUUGAUUAAAUGAUUAAUGAACCAGGGUUUUAAAUGAGACAAUGUAGCAUCUAGUGGUAUUGAAGUACCACAUUUUAGUUGAAUUGCUCUGCAUUUAUUUUAGAUUUAAUAUCAUAGAAUAUGUAGAUUAUAGAUUGGAAUUGUCAAUUUCAACCCGUGUUUGGCAAACACAAAUCUUUAAACAAAUCUUUAAAUCAUAAUUAUCAGAGUAUCGUUUACUUUGAUGGCCACGUGCCACCACAUAUACUCACUAAUACUAUUCUUUGCCAAAUGUUACCUUGCUCAAUGCAACCUUACAGUGAUUUUAGUAUCUGCUUACACUUAACAAAGGGACAUUGGACUGUUUGGUGAACAUGAACCAGUCAGACUGUAAAGAAUACACAAAGGACAGUUGCAAAGAAAGUUACUAAAACUGUUUUUUAUUUUAGAUCUAUAUAAUCAGUAGCUGCUCCUUUCCAACCACUUAAAUAGAAUUUUUUACUUUAAAUAUUUACAAGACUAAAACUGGGAAUUCUUAAGUUGAUUUGGAAUUCUUGACUUGUUUAUUUGUGCACAUUUUUGUCUAAAGUGAAAUGAAAGUGAAUCAUGGAAGAAAUACUAUUUUAUUUGAAAAUUAAGUAUAUACAGUUUUUCUGAUUGUCUUGUAACUUUAGUUACUGAUAUGAACUAUAACUAUAAAAAAUUUGGUAAAUCAAAUUAUCUAAAAGUAUUUCAGGUGACAUCAUAUUGCCUUUCUGUUUAGCCUUUUAGCCUAUAUGUGUAUUUUCAGAAUUUUAGACACUGUUAAAAGAUUUAACUCAGUAUCAAUCAUUAUAAUGGAGAUAAACCAGGAACAAAUCACUAUAUCUCAUUUUGCCUCAGUUCUCUAAAACUGGUUAUGAAAUCCCUCACACGAUGCAUAGCCAGAGUAACAUUUGUUCUUUUCAUCUAGAGGAAAGAUAUGUAAUAUUAGAAAUAGCACUUUGGCGCCAAGAUUCCAAAGUCUUAGUUGCUUAAUGUGUACACAUUUUUAAAUCUUACCUUGGCUUAGGCAAACCCUUUUGAAGAAGAUGCAAGGUACUUUAAAAGAAGUGUGAAGAAGAGAAUUCUAAAGCACAAGAAAUACUGAGAUUGUAGUUAGUUGACUUUAGUAUGACAUUUUAGCUGUUGCCCAUCCAAAGCACAAUUAACAAUUGGGCUGAAUUCUUCCUAGCAUUCUACUUAAGUAUCUACUACACAUCAUUCUAGUUUUUUAGUACUCUGAUGUUUAUCUUACUUGCUAUUGGAUGAUAGUUACCCAGAGGAAGUCCAUAAUGUUACUGAUCUAUGCUGCUUGCUGGUCAUUCAGCUGACCCUAGUUAUAACCAUAUUAGUAUUCUGAUUUAGUAUUAAUUCUAGAUUAGCAUGCCUUUGUUCUUCAUAACUUGUCAAACUUUGCAUAAAUAUAUUUUAAAUUGUGAUACGAGGGUGUACAAAGUAUAAUAAUGUAUCUCUAUCUCCAUACCUUGAAUGGCAAAAGCUAUUUAUGCAUAAACGUUUCCUUUUAAAUACUAUAUGGAGUGUAAAUAUUCUAACAUAUAUGUAUAGAUUUUAAAUAUACAGGAUUGUUUAUUUUCAUGUAAAUCAAUAGGUGUUUCUCUAGAACAAAAUAAUUCAUUUAGUAAAGCUUUAUAAAUUGUAUUACAGGGAAGCAGGGAGCAUAUAUUUUUUAACAUAGAAGUGACAUUGUUCUUUUUUGACAUCAGAGAAAUGUUACAAGUUGAUUCUUAGUACUGUUAUACUUUUUUGUAGCAAAUGUUAAACAUCACAACUUAUGGUAUAUAAAUAGUAGACUGUCAUGGUUAUAGGUUAUACGCUAAUAUACCAUUUUUGUCUGUACACAUUUCACCAAUUUUUAGAUAGCAUUGGCAGGUUGAAUACUUUUUCUUUCUAGAACAUGUUUUAUUUCUACUGUGAAGACUGUUAUGCUUUAUCUGCUACAAAAUUGUAUAUCCUUGCGCAUAAAUCAAAUCAUUGCUGCUUUGACUUUGUAUUUUUACAUCAUGAACCUAAUUAUGAUAUUUCAUUCAUGCUCCCCUCCAAGAGCUUAGUCACUUGAAGAAGUUAUUAUUAACUGCGCUCUUGACUCUGUUUCCCUUAGUGGUACAAAUUUCUGUACCAGUACUUUAUAUAAAUUACCAAAAUUUCUGCAGCCAGACCAUGGUACUUAUAACAGAAAGAUGCUGCAAUAAAAUAUUUAGGCUGUACGGUUUGGGACACAGUUUUUCAUUACAGUACAGUAUGAGUGUGUGUAUGUGCACACAUAGCUUUGUGUAUUUAUUCUUUUUCCAAAAUCCUCCCAACUAUUAAAAGUACUGUAGUCUGGUAGUGCCUCAAAUGUUGGUAAAUUUUUUUUUAAUUUACAACCUUUCCAGAACUUGUCUUUGUAGCUUACAAUUUUUUAUUGGAUUAUUUCUAGUUGAGCUAUAAUUUAAAUGCAUUAUUCUCAGGGCUGUUUAUGCUAAUUGAAGUUUCAUUAUUUUAAAGCUAACUGCCUGAAAUUAUAAAGCAAAAUUUUCCAAAAUUGUAAUACUCCAAUGCAUACAUAUAAAAUUCUUAGUAUCAAUAUAUUUAAACUAUAUGCUGAGUAUUUAAGAAAAAAUGGAAACUUUAGUAGCAACUAUACUGGAAUUUUGCUGUAUUUUUCAUUUUAAGAUGGCAUUGGGUGGUCUUACCUCAGAACCUUAUCCUUAGUGAUGCAUUUGAAAGCAUUCCUUUGGCAUGGACCCCAAUGAUAGUUUGAAACAGACAUUGUAGGCUCUCAAAUAUAUUUAGAAACAAAGACUGAAAAUUCAUAAUGCUCUUUUGGGUACCUUAAGAUGUUUACAUAUUUAAUUCUAUUAUAUGAGCUAGGAACACAUUUAGUUUGAGGAAAUAUGGUUCUUAGGUAAUAUAAAAUCAAAAAUAUAAGUAUAUUUCCAUAAGCAGUGUAUUAUACCAACAAAGUUUUAAAUUUUCCAAUGUCCUUUAAACAUAAUACUUCAUAGGUUUCAAGCCUUUGUUUUUUUAUUAUUAGCAUUCAAUAAAGUAAUAGGCAACAAAGAUUUAACAAAAAUUCACGGCAGAAAUCCCAAAAUUGACAAAAUUCAAUCCAUUAAGUUUAAUCUGUUGAACCUUUUUCUCUAAAUUGGGUAUACGGAGUCAUUAUUUGAUUUUAGCAGGAACAGUUAGGUUUAGCUUGUGGAACACAGCUGUUCUGUGGGAACUUGACUUGAAGUUACAGUAUAACUCAGUAUUUUUCCAUUAAAUAAACAUCUGAACACCAAUUUAACUACCACGUGAGGUCAAGUGCCUGAAAAGUGCUGUAUACGUCUAAUAAACAUAUUUUCUUUAUGUGAAAAACGCAUCUUUCAGCAAUGCAUACCAAGCUUUGUCCACUAUUAACAUCCUUGUUGCCAAAUUUUGCCAUUUGUUCAGCACUAUUCUCCUUUCCUCAUAACAGAUAGAAACCUAUUUUACAAUAAAAAGAUUUAUAUAUGAAGUCCUUAAAACCAUUUCUUGAUAUAGGUAAAAUUAGGUUUGUCUCAGUUCAAGAUUGCACUUUUAAAAAACUCUGGACACUAUAUUCAGCAGUGACUGAACAAAUAAGUCAUAGUUGUGAUCUUUCUUAAGAGAAAUUGUUUAUUAUGGUUAGUUCUACUAUAAAUAAGCACUCUUGCUUAUUACAAAGUAUACUGCAAAUUAGUUCUUUACUGGUAUGAUAAAAAUGACUAGUCCUAUACUGCUAUGUGCUUUUAUCCCCCUCCCCCAAAAGGUAGGUGAAACAGCAUUGUCUAACCCAUUAGCACUUUAUUAGUAGUAUAUUUUAUUUGUCUUGCUUUUACUUGUAGAGAUUCAGAUGUUUUAGUUAAAACUUUAAAAUUGUAAGAUAUAUGGAUAUGUGUGCAUUUUACAUUUCAAAAAUGGAUAAAAAUACAAAUGUUAAAUCUUUGACUACACUAAAAUAUCCUUUAAAAUGUAGACGAUACUUAUCAAUGAUAACCUUUUGUUACAUUAAAAUAUACUUGUCUGUUAGUCAUCAGUUACAUUAAAUAAAAAUAAAAAUUCAACAGCUUGCUCUA